GGAAGACGAAAGUAAGAAAUUAUUCAAUGCAGCGUAUAAAUUGUACCCUGUCUCCAUCCACGCCGUUCGGAGGUCAUGGCAGCUGAAAUGUCAUGUCUGGCAGGUGUUGAUGGAGAUGACAAAGAUGCGGAUUCUGAUAUCAAUGCCCUUACACUCCUGCAAGAGCCAGUGAGAAUGGCACAAGAAUCGGCCUCUUGCAACAAUUCUUUCAGCAAGCCUCCUCUGAAAGAAAACAGUGUUCUAGAUGUCCUGUCCAAUACAGAUAUGUUGUCUCCAGUUGGCUUGGGAAAUGGACCUACUUCACAUCAGGCUACACAGGCCCAUGAACUCAACAACAUCUCAACAGAGAAAGAGGAGGAAAAGAGCAUCACCCCUCUAAAAACAGUACAGGAAAUUGACACUGCAGGAAUCUGGGGUUUUGACGAAUCACCUGAGAACUCAUUGGAUAAUUUCAGUAGUGCCAGUGACCUCCAUUGGGACCCUCAUAAAGAGUUUAUGCAGUUUCUGUGGGAGAACCACGGUGAUUCCCCUGGUGAGGAACCGAAAGAUGAAGUUCUGCCUCCAAACAGCCAAAGGAGAAGGAAACGGAAAAUGGACAUGGUUGUCAUGGUGGAUCCCUCAGAAGACCUUUACCCUGAUAUGAGCCACAAGUCAUCUGAGGAUUUGUCUGAUGCAGAAGGCCAAGUAGACUGUAUUCCUGUCAGAAAAGUCAGAAAGUCAAGGAAAUUUUCCAAUUCACAGUCAUCACCAACUGGUAAAGUUACAAAGUAUCCCAAUGGAACUGUGAAGGCCAUCAAGCAAAUUCUUUACAAUGCACCCCCAAGAAAUUCACACGAGAACCAUCUAGGUCAUGGGCUUUCACCAUUGAAGGGGAGGCUCACAAUAAAUUCCCAUUCAGAGGAGAAGCCAUCAUGUUACCCUUGCUCAAAAUGUAAGCUCAUUUUCAAGAAAGAGCACCAUUUGCAUUGCCACAUGAAGUCUCAUGUGGACCCUCCGAAUAUUUCGCCAAAGCCUUUUGUAUGCCAGGAAUGUGGACAAUCGUUCAGACAAAGUAGUGCGCUAAUUGAGCACAUGUCCAUACACCAGGAAAAGAGAGCAAGACUCACUGAAGACAUCAAAGACAGAAGUGAAAAGAAGAACAAGGAUAAAAAUGUAAAGCUUUUCUGUCCUCAGUGCCCAUUUGGAACAAACUGCCCAAACACGUUUGUUCAACAUGCGAAAACACAUGAGAAGGACAAAAGAAAGUUUAGAUGUGACAAAUGUAGCUUCAGGACUCUGAGUGAGAAUGAUCUUAGGAGACAUAACAUUAUGCAGCACACUGUUAUUACGGUUAGAAAGCAGGUCCAGAAUGAUGACUCAGAAAUUUUCUCUUGUAACAUUUGUUCUUAUAGAGCUUUUAGCAAAAAUGUUUUUAAGAAUCACCUUCUGCGUCGUCAUCAACAAACUUUUGAGGAAUACAAAGCUGAACAGUGUCGCGAGAAAAAUGCACAACCAUCUAAGGAGCAACAUGUGCCCACUAGUAAGACCCCAGUAGAAGAUGCUGAGUUUACAUCUAAAAUCUUAAUAAAAAAUCAAAUCUCUAAAAGAACUUGUUCACCCAGCGAUUCCAAUGACAUUUCAGACUUAUUCAAAAAUAGCAAGAUUAAGAGAGGUCUCAAGUCUCAACUAACGGAAUCAAAGCUUGACAAAUCCAUUAAUGUUCUCCUGUCCCGACAAAGACAUGGAAAGAAGACUACAGAACAGAAGAAGGAAAGCAGUAAUUGCAGCACAUCUGUUCAGGAUUCUGAAAGUGACAAAGAUGGCUCUGAUCAGUUGCCAGGAACAUUGACUGUCAAAGUUGAAGAUUCAGCUUUAUCCCCAAAUGGUCAUAGAUUGUCAUCCAGAGAUGCUGAGAGAGAUCCCAACAGAAGCAGUGUACACAAGUUAAACAUAGAUCAGUUAACCGUCAAAAAGUCACCGUCUAAAAGAAAGAUGUCCACCCCAUACCGCAACACCUCUGACCAAGACUCAUGCUUCAUCUUACCAAAACCUUUGCCAAGUCCCAAGAGACUAAACCAAGGAGAGAUGGAAGACUGUGACGAGAAAGACAUUUUCCAGUUUAAGGAUGCAGAUGCCAACACUAACCUUUUUGACAAUGACAUCAAGCAAGAAAAACAAAACAUAAUUUAUACCUAUAGCAGAAGAAUGUCUAUGAGGGGUGCCCUGCAAGCAUCAAAAAUGCUGUUUGAGAAAAUUAAGACUGAAGAGCAGGAUAAGAGUGACCCUGAAAUCAAAGAAGAAUGCAUAGAAACAGAAGUAUUUCAAGACACUUUUGACUCCCACCCAAUACCAUUGAGAGAACCCUUCACAGAUGAUAUGUCGGAGUUGGAAUCGGACCGCAAGAACUGUCCAUACUGUCCUGCCAUCUUUGAAUCAGGUGUUGGAUUGUCCAAUCAUGUCCGAGGGCAUCUUCACAGGGUUGGACUGAGCUACAAUGCCCGCCACGUAGUGCCUCCUGAGCAGGUGGCUUCUCAAGACAGGAGGCCAAGAAUUAGACGGAAGAUUUCAGCAUUCCGGAGAUUGAAAAAAGCGUUACAGUUGGAGUCAGAAUCUGAGACUGUGAAGAGUAUUCACUCCUGUCCAUUAUGUGGGGACUCAUUUGAUAACAGGACUGGGCAGUCCAACCACAUACGUGGCCACCUCAAAAAGCUUGGUAAAAGCUUUGCAACAAAGAACAAAUCCCCAUUAUUUUUACUCCGGGAGUUAAUGCGCGACAAAAAGGAAUUCCAGAAGGCGCUCCAAAUUUUGGGAAAGAGACGGAACCAUUUCCAAUAUGGUGCUUCACCAAAGCUGUCCAGUGUUGAUCGUUUCAUGCCAACCGCCAUUGGAAUCCCAAAAAAUAAUUCUGUUUCAAGUGUUUGCACUGACGCCAAACCACAGAUGCCCACAUUUUCUUUAGCAGAAAUGGAAUCUGACAAAAGGCAACUAGACACUAAGUUGGAUGUUAAAAAUUCACUCUCAGGCACAAAUGCCUUGAUAGGAAUUCUGAAGAAGAGGAAGUGUCAGGAAGACUCCAAACUAAAAGUGUCUCAUAUGUCAAGAAACAUGUUAACAGUUUCUUCAAACAGCGAGCACAGUUCAGGAUCAAGAUUUUCAUCUUCACUGCCAAACUCCGAGAAAGGUGAAUUCAACAGGAAGGUGUGUGUCCAUUGCAAUGCAACUUUCCAUAGUGGAGUGAGCUUGUCAAAUCAUCUCCGGGCAUAUGCAAAACGAAAAAGGAAUGCCUUACUAGACGGAACCACAUUUGACUGUAAAGCAAGACGGCAACGCUCAAGACCUGGCUCUAAGAAGAAGACACUGCCCUUACCACAAACUCCAGAGGAUAUGUACAGACUUACAUGCAGGUUCUGUGACCUCGUCUUCCAGGGUCCCUUGUCAGUCCAGGAGGACUGGAUUAAACAUUUACAGAGACACAUUAUGAACACUAGUGUCCCCCACACUGGGCUAGGCAUGGUAGAGGUCACUUCGCUGCCCAUGGACCCCACUACCCUCAAGACUGACCAAGACAGCUCUCAGACAGCCGCACAUGCUGCCUCAUGA
Messenger RNA from Scomber japonicus (chub mackerel), 3579 nucleotides. RefSeq names its product zinc finger protein 644a (gene znf644a). The transcript has 6 exons. Gene Ontology annotation, molecular function: DNA-binding transcription factor activity, RNA polymerase II-specific; RNA polymerase II cis-regulatory region sequence-specific DNA binding. The record is from RefSeq and is a predicted model, not a curated record. Lineage: Eukaryota; Metazoa; Chordata; Actinopteri; Scombriformes; Scombridae. The coding region runs from base 76 to 3579 and encodes 1167 amino acids. Gene Ontology annotation, cellular component: nucleus. Gene Ontology annotation, biological process: regulation of transcription by RNA polymerase II.